AUGUCGAUACAUGCUUUGAGAAUUCCAGACUACGCCUUAGGCGAAUACUCGCACAACGACAAAGUUGUGAUUACGGGCAGUUUUGAUAACUGGGAACACACAAGACACGUUUUGAAGUUUGACAACAUCGAGAAAGCUUACAAUGUGACGAUUCCAAGCGGGGAGUCGGACCGCAUAAUAUUCAAGUUUGUGAUAAAUGAUAAAGAAUGGGUUACUCUGCCCUAUUUCGAAACCCAGACUGAUAGUAGAGGCCUUGUCAAUAAUGUGCUUUGCUGGAGCGACCACACGGAAAACUGUCUCGAUAACGUUACGAUUUCCAGUGCUGCGGCUGGAACAGCGCCAGCGCAAGAAGAGAUGGUUUUGGGAAUCGCUGACACUAGCCAUGUCGAACUGGCGUCGCCCACGGCCGUUACUGAACCCAGAUCAACCAUGCAGAACUCGCCCGUCGAACACGACUACAUCCAUGUAUCUUCUCAAGACGAACUGAGCAGUACAGAAAACCUCGAUCUGAACUCCCGUGAUAGCUACGACUGCAAUGACGGAUCACUUGUUUCACAUCCGUCUAGCGAAUCACCCACUUCCCGCCAGGGCUCGCCUCCCGCGUCUCAGAAACGACUUCAAUCGCUUGUGUCAGUAGUCAAGCGUGUUAAAAUGUAUUGGAGUGGCUGA
Molecule: messenger RNA, 669 nt
Organism: Lachancea sp. 'fantastica'
Lineage: Eukaryota; Fungi; Ascomycota; Saccharomycetes; Saccharomycetales; Saccharomycetaceae
Source: the annotation of a GenBank genome assembly